Glossina fuscipes is the source of this 564-nucleotide messenger RNA. RefSeq names its product glucose-induced degradation protein 4 homolog. Bases 1 to 564 code for a protein of 187 amino acids. Gene Ontology annotation, biological process: negative regulation of gluconeogenesis; protein catabolic process in the vacuole; proteasome-mediated ubiquitin-dependent protein catabolic process. The transcript has a single exon. The record is from RefSeq and is a predicted model, not a curated record. NCBI's taxonomy places the organism in Eukaryota, Metazoa, Arthropoda, Insecta, Diptera, Glossinidae. Gene Ontology annotation, cellular component: GID complex; extrinsic component of membrane.
AUGUCAGCUGAACAAGUUCUCGCCGCCUCCAAUUCUACAGAAGGUGCUAUCGUUGCUGCUAGGACAUCAAACUACGAAGGUUUUGCAAUAUCGUUAUGGGGAAGAUUUCCAGUGUUAGUAUUCUUGAACCACGUUGUUCACGGGAGAUCCGUUCCUGUCGGAAAAAUUACGAUGGAGCGUCCUCUCUGUGGAACGUAUUUUUGCAACUUCUGGUUUCGUUACGAGAUAGUUUGCGAGGAGAAUCCAUUUGUGUCAACAUCGGAAAAGUGGGGAGUGAAUGAAGAAAUUGAUAAAAGGUAUUGGGGAAAAUUUAAGGCUUUCAAAGAAUAUGUAAAUACGUUCAAUUUGGCCGAAUUUGAUUAUACGGCGUUAGCUAAGAGCAAUUAUGUGUUUAUGCGCUGGCAAAGAGAUGCUCUAAUUAACCAUAUGGCAGACUUGGAGAAUUUCCCGUUUAGUCGUUUCUAUUAUGUGUGCUUAACGAAAACUACGGGUGACAUAGAAGCAUAUUAUUAUGACGAAAACUCAGCGCUGCAUCAUACGAUUGAUGUAAAACUCAUAUCAUAA